Molecule: messenger RNA, 2996 nt
Organism: Patiria miniata (bat star)
Lineage: Eukaryota; Metazoa; Echinodermata; Asteroidea; Valvatida; Asterinidae
Product: cytochrome P450 4F4-like
Exons: 11
Coding region: 83-1642 (519 amino acids)
Molecular function (GO): heme binding; oxidoreductase activity, acting on paired donors, with incorporation or reduction of molecular oxygen; monooxygenase activity
Source: RefSeq, a predicted model, not a curated record
CUAGCUGGCCGUAGUCAUGAUAGUGCAAAGAUCGCUCGACAGCAAUAAUUUCGAGAUUUAAUGACAUGAUAUAAUCGUGAUCAUGGUGUCCAGUUCAGUUGUUCUCACAGCUGGAGCAAUCACUGCAAUUUGCUACGUCGUCUAUCUGAUUGUGGGGUUACUACAAGGCAUACGCAAGCAACGAGCGGCCUUGAAACAAUGGCCAGGACUGCCAACACACUGGCUGUAUGGCAACAUUCACCAGCAUCCAAUGUUUGACGCCAAAGUGCGCAGUCAGGGUGGGGAGGAAGGCUUUCGAUUUCAUCGGGAGCUGACAGCCCGUUAUCCUAGAGGCUUCUACUUCUUCCUGGGCCCCACACGCGGCAUCUUGACGGCCAACCAUCCAGACAUCAUGAGACCAAUUAUGAAGAGUGGAGAUCCGAAGCCACUCGAACAAGGCCAGCCCAGCUACCACUUCGCCGUGCCCUGGUUAGGGGAAGGCUUACUCAUUGCUAAGGGUGACAAGUGGUUCCGCAACCGACGCCUACUCACCCCGGCCUUCCACUUUGAUGUGCUCAAGCCAUACAUGGGAGUCUUCAACGAAGCUGUGGAUAUCUUGCUGGACAAAAUGGACAGUUACGCUGAGAGUGGGGAGAGUUUUGAAGUGUCCAAGAACGUCAGCGCGUGCACCCUGGAUAUUCUCCUCCGAUGUGCCUUCACCCAGGAGAUGAACUGCCAGACCAGCGGUGAUCACCCUUAUGUACAAGCUGUGGGUGAGCUGACCGGAGAUAUAAUUGAAAGAUGCUUUAAUUUUUUGUACUACUUUGACGUCUUCUUCAACUUGUCCAGUCUGGGAAAGAAGUUCCAUAAGAACUGCGACCUUGUGCACCGAUUUGCUGACAAUGUCAUCGCUGGUCGACGUGUGGAACUGAAGGAAAAGGGCCAAGCUGCCCAGGCUGACAGUUCUUCCAGACGUAAGUACCUAGACUUCCUGGACAUCCUUCUCUCUGCUCGCGACGAAGACGGCAAGGGGCUGACGGAUCUGGAGAUUCGUAACGAGGUGGACACGUUUCUCUUCGAGGGCCACGACACCACAGCCAGCAGCCUGACCUGGAUCCUGUACUUUCUAGCACUGUAUCCUGAGCAUCAGGCAAGAGUCCAAGAAGAAAUUGACGAAGUGCUCUCGGGACGUGACUCGGACAACAUUGGAUGGGAUGAUCUUGGUAAGUUCCCGUACCUUGUUCAGUGUUUGAAGGAGUCGUUGCGCAUCUACCCACCGGUGCCGUUCAUCCAGCGAGUUAUUCAAAAUGACGUGGAGAUUGACGGCAAGAUUUUACCGGCUGGGACGACACUGGACGUGUCUGUGUACAAUCUUCAUCACAACCCGGAGAUAUGGCCCGAUCACAUGGAAUACAUACCAGAUCGCUUCUCACCUGAAAAUAUCCAGAAGAUAGACCCCUUCGCCUAUCUUCCAUUUGCAGCUGGACCUAGAAACUGCAUCGGGCAGAACUUUGCCAUGAAUGAAGAGAAGGUGCUCCUGGCCCGACUCCUGCGACGCUUCCACAUCGAGCUGGACCCGGACCACCCUGUGGUCCUGUCCAAUCACUUAAUCCUCAAAGCCCACCACGACAUCAAGAUCAAGAUCACCAAGAGGAAGCUCUGAUUUCUAAUGCCAUCCACGAGGAAAUCUUUCAACAAAUCCAUCCACUUUGCUUCAGUAGUUCCUGAUCCUUGUCCAUUCAGGAGUUGUAGAAUGAUGCUAGAAUGUUGCUAGGAUGACUAAUGCAAACAAGCGCCUUCCAAAAUCAAUUGACAGCCAUGCGAAUGCAUGCCCUCUCUACUGACCAAUUUCCUUUCCAAGACAUUUGUCAAUGCGCCCGUUUGUUUCAUUCCAGAUCCUGUUCGAUAUCAUGUGAUCCAGCGCCAUGCAAAAACAAAGGGAAAAACUUGCGUGCCGAACUCUUUAGGGCACACACGAAUGUCCUCUGCUUCGGAUUUUGAAGGCAGAAAGGCUAUUUUGUUUAUAAGCUAUGAUUUCCAGAAAAAGUAAAUCAAUUGUACUAUAUUUAAUCCUGAAAAUACACUCUGAAAGAAUUAUGAAGAAAUAUUGCUACAAAAGCUCAAUUGACGCUUCGAAUCUACUAAAUAAAGUUAUGGUUUCUCCUGUCCGUCAAACGUCAACAUCUUUGAUUUUUCGAACCCACCUUGCAAGCAGGGGCCAAUUUCACGGAGCUGCUAAGCACAAAAAUUUGCUUAGCGUGACAAUUUUUCCUUGAUAAAAACAGGAUUACCAACCAAAUGUUCAUGUGUUGUAUAUUGCUUGUGACUGGUGUUCAGCUGCUGUUCGCUUAACAUAAACAAUCCCAUGGAAUUUUGGCUGUUAACCUGUUUUUCUUGAGCAAGACAUUACUGUGCUGAGGGAAUUUUGUGCUUAGCACCUCCAUGAAAUUGGCCCCAGGAUCCGUUAAAACGUGAUCUGGAGCAGCUACAUGUAUCGACGCGUCGGAUCACCGAUCGCGAUCCGGAUCUGUGAGAAACAAACAGGCCCAAAGUAUUUGUAGCUUGGAGCUAAAUAGAUAUUAUAUCAUCGCAGCACUAUAGAAAAUAUUUUAUCUAAAUUGCAUAGUAAAUAAACUGAUAUUCUCAAACAUAACUUAAUUUUGAUUUUACUAAAGAUAUAUUGUACCAUAAGAUAUACUCGGUCUGAAAAAAAUGUAAACACUAUUGCGAAUAUUUUUUCUCAAGUUCUUUAGUUUUUUUUUAAUAGUUUCUACAAACACAAUACAAAUUUACAGUGACUUUACAGUGAAUGUCAAUAGUCGCUUUUUGUAAAGGUAAUAUUUAAGACCAAUUAACAGUAUAUAAAACAUUUGAUUUAAGAAUACAAACACAGAAAAGUUCAGAUUAAUCAUUUGUUAAGCACCAAAUUUGCCUUAACAAACGAAGUACAGCAAUUCACUAUGAAACUUUGAAAUCAGUACUGAAGUUUGCCAAUAAACACACAUUUUCUUAAAUUA